Setaria italica (foxtail millet) is the source of this 1043-nucleotide messenger RNA. Its product is annotated as protein DOG1-like 2. The transcript has a single exon. Gene Ontology annotation, molecular function: sequence-specific DNA binding. Bases 1 to 876 code for a protein of 291 amino acids. Gene Ontology annotation, biological process: DNA-templated transcription. Lineage: Eukaryota; Viridiplantae; Streptophyta; Magnoliopsida; Poales; Poaceae. The record is from RefSeq and is a predicted model, not a curated record.
AUGGACAUGGAGCGCGGCGCCGCGUGCUACCGGCAGUGGAUCGCCGGCCAGGAGGCGGGGCUCGCGGAGCUCGAGGCCGCGCUGGCCAAUGCCGGGGCCACCGACGCCGAGCUGCGGGCCGUGGUGGAGCGGUGCAUGCGCGGGUACCAGGACUACGUCGCCGGCCGGCGCGCGGUGUCGCCGCACGACGGCACCGCCUUCAUCGCCCCGCCCUGGUGUACCGCCUUUGAGAGGUCCGUGCUCUGGCUCGGCGGGUGCCGCCCCACGGUCGCCAUCCGCCUGCUCUACAACCUCUCCGGGGAGGGCCUGGAGGCGCAGCUCGAGGAGCUCAUCAACGGCCUCGGCCCGAUGGGCCCCCUUCCCGUGGGGAGCAUGGGGAUCACGCCCGGGCAGAUGGUGCUCGUCACCGACCUUCACCGCCGGACGCUGCUCCAGGAGAACGUCCUCUCCGAUCGGCUCGCCACCCUGCACGAGGACAUCGCCGACCAACCGCUCUUCCCCAUCGUGCGCCAGCGCGCCGCGCCGGCGGCACAGCCGCGCGCCGGCGGCGGCGACUGCGACGGCCCGGUCGGGCCGCCCGGGGGGGCCGGGCGAGGAGCCGUCGACGCCGAGGUGGAUGCGGCGUUCAACAGCUACAGGGCCGCGAUGGCGCAGCUGGUGGCGGAGGCCGACGACCUGCGGAUGGCCACGGCACGGGCCAUGGCGACGGAGAUCCUGACGCCGCGGCAGGCCGUGGAGAUGCUGGCGGCAGCCAAGCAGCUGCACCUCUCCGUCCGCGACUGGAGCUGCCGUGCGGAAGGCGCCCAGCCGCAGCCUAACGGGCCGCGCGUUGUGCCGGCCAACGGCACCUCCGCCGCCGCCCGCCGGAACCCAUGACAGGCUCGCCUUUGCUCACCCUUUGCUUGCACCUGCAGCAUCCCGUGCGUGCCGUGAAACCACCUCUAGCACCGCCUGUCUUCCUAUAGACCGAUCACCCUAUUACAUAUAUCCUCCAUUAAUCUGUACAAAGUUUCUUGCAUGCUUGUGUGUUCUAAGAAGGUAUA